Messenger RNA from Euleptes europaea (tarantolino), 2528 nucleotides. RefSeq names its product protein arginine methyltransferase 9 (gene PRMT9). The record is from RefSeq and is a predicted model, not a curated record. The transcript has 12 exons. Bases 12 to 2525 code for a protein of 837 amino acids. Gene Ontology annotation, molecular function: protein-arginine omega-N monomethyltransferase activity; protein binding. NCBI's taxonomy places the organism in Eukaryota, Metazoa, Chordata, Lepidosauria, Squamata, Sphaerodactylidae. Gene Ontology annotation, biological process: peptidyl-arginine methylation.
UUCCUUACAAAAUGCCCAACAGCCGAUCUCGGCGUAGGCACAAAGCUGGUCAAGAAGCUAGGCGACGUGAAUUAGUCUCCAGAUCUUUGCAAAGUGUUCAGCAUUGUCUGGAGAAUCAGGAUUUUGGAACGGCAUAUGCACACUAUCUCUUGGUGCUAAAUUUGGCUCCUGAGCUAAAAAAGGAUGUGAAGGAAACUUUUCAGUUUACCCUUUUUAAAUGGGCAAAAGAGCUGGAUUCUCUUGCACGAAUUCAAGAUUUAUUUGACUGCUAUGAACAUGCCCUGGAAUUGUUUCCCAAUGAUGAAGUCAUAUGCAACAGCAUGGGAGAGCAUCUCUUCAGAAUGGGCUUUAGGGAUGAAGCAGCCGCAUAUUUCCAUAAAGCUGUGAAGUUAAACCCUGACUUUCCUGAUGCAAAGGAGAAUUUUUAUCGUGUUGCCAACUGGGUAGUAGAACGGUGGCACUUCAUCAUGCUUAAUGACGCCAACAGAAAUUUGCUGUAUCAGAAAGCAAUCCAGAAUGCAGUUCAGUCAGGGUAUAGAAGUGUUCUUGAUAUUGGAACAGGAACUGGAAUUCUCAGCAUGUUUGCCAAAACAGCUGGAGCAUCUUCUGUCUAUGCCUGUGAGUUGUCAAAGACCAUGUAUGAGUUGGCUUGUGAAGUGCUAGCUGCAAAUGGCUUGGAUGGAGAAAUCAGACUUCUUCAUAUGAAGUCUCUUGAUUUAGAAAUUCCAAAGCACAUACCUGAAAGAGUUUCCCUGGUUGUCACUGAGACUGUAGAUUCUGGUUUGUUUGGAGAAGGAAUUGUGGAAAGCUUGAUACAUGCUUGGGAACACUUGCUUUUACCUCCAAAGCGUAAUGAUGGGGAAGUUGGUUCCAAAAACUAUGGUAGAGUUAUACCAGCAGGAGCUACCAUAUGGGGGAUGGCAGUGGAAUGCAGAGAAAUACGCAGACACCACAGGGUGGGUGUAAAAGAAAUUGCUGGUUUGUGUUUGCCUGAUGUUUUGGAGUUCUACAGUCCAACAUAUACUCCUGUAAACUCAGAUGAAACUGUAGAACCUUAUACCACUGAAAAACUUAGUAGAGUACCUGGUGGCUACAAACCCCUCACAGACCAUUUUCAAGUUUUAACAGUGGAUUUUAACAAUCUUCAGGAGUUGAAAAGCUUUGCAACUCGUAAGCCAUCCAAGGUCAACAUACCUUUUAUUAAAGGAGGAAUCCUGGAUGCCAUUGUAGUUUGGUUUACACUACAACUCGAUGCUGAGCAUACACUUUCUACAAGUCCAAGUGAGGAAACCUGCUGGGAACAAGCAGUCUAUCCUGUACAAGGCCUUCUUGAUUACUCUGUGAAACCUGGAGAUUCUGUGAUGAUGGAAAUAUCCUGCGAGGACUGCUAUCUAAGACUCCAAGAUAUAUCUCUUGUGACUUCAGACAGUGGAAUGGAUGUAGAAAGAAACGUCCGAGAGAAGAACAGUGAGGCUGAACUCUGCAGUGCUCUGGCCAGCCUUCAAACAGCAAGCAAGCUGGAAAGGGUCAGGCAGGAAUGCAUGUUAGAAUCCACUGAAAUUGCUUCGCUCAACAACCUGUCCUAUCAUGAGUGUUUCAAAACUGCAAUAAGCAAAGUGCUCUCAACAUUAAGCCUUCGUGAACAAUCACAGUCCAUGGAUAUCGACAGCCAUAGCAAUGAGUUCCAUCUUGAAAAUAACCAAAACAAGAGCCCUGCAACUCCUGAUCCUUUGUAUGUGUUGGAUGUAUCGGAGGGCUUUUCCAUUUUGCCACUAAUUGCUGGCAAAUUUGGGCCAGUGAAGGCAUACAGCUCGGUUGAAAAAGAACAGCAUCAAAAAGCUCUUGUCCUUCUUUCAGAAGCCAACACAUUCCCUAAGGAAACGUUAGAGUUUUGGCUUGGCCACCUACAGGAUGAAAAUAUGGUAUUACAGAGGCCUAAAUCAGACAAACUAUGGAGUAUUAUAAUUUUGGAUGUCAUAGAGACUUCUGGUCUAAUUCAGCAGGAUGUGAUGGAAAAGGCAUCAAUAUCAAGGUGUUUGCUUCAAACUGGAGGGAAGAUAUUCCCACAGCAUGUGAAGAUGUAUGGAAUGCUUGUGGAAUCACAGUCUUUAGUACUUGAGACUGCAGUUCAAGGGAAGGAUCCCACACUUGGUUUCAACAUUGCCCCAUUCAUUAACCAAUUCAAGGUGCCUGUCCGUGUCUUCUUGGAUCUGUCCACGCUACCAUAUGUACCUUUGAGCAAAUCAGUGGAACUGCUGCGAGUGGAUCUCAUGAAUCCAUAUUUGAACAACUCCAGAAGAGAAGUUAAGGUACAGAUUUGUAAAUCAGGUCAAGUAACUGGCAUUCCAUUUUGGUACCAUAUACAUCUAGAAGAAGAUACAUAUUUGGAUACAUCAGGUGAGUCCUCCCAUUGGAAGCAAGCUGCUGUUGUGUUAGAUGAGCCAAUUCCAGUUCAACAGGGAGAUGAACUUGUGCUUAGUAUUCAGUAUUACAAAAGUAAUGUCAGCAUUACUGUAAAACGGUAAGCC